AUGUCUAAUUCAGAACUUGCUAUCAGUUAUGCUGCACUUAUUCUAGCAGACGAUGGUGUUGAAAUUACUUCUGAUAAAUUAACAACUUUAACCAAAGCUGCGGGUAUUGAUGUUGAACCAGUCUGGGCAAAUUUAUUUGCUAAAGCUCUUGAAGGAAAAAACGUUGCUGAUCUUUUAAUGAACGUUGGUGCAGGUAUACAUUAA
This is a messenger RNA of Entrophospora sp. SA101, 204 nucleotides long. NCBI's taxonomy places the organism in Eukaryota, Fungi, Glomeromycota, Glomeromycetes, Entrophosporales, Entrophosporaceae. The record is from the annotation of a GenBank genome assembly.